AUGAUAUCACAAUGGUUCGUGGAGGAUCUGGUUCUCGACUGGUCUGAGGGCAAAGUAGAACAUGUUAUCCAGGCUAUUGGCACUUCAAGCGCCGAAAAGGGCCAAGAAUUUGCGAGAAAAUACUGCCCGAAGCAGAGCCCACGGGUUUAUAGCUCUUAUAAAGAAGUCUAUCGCGAUUCAGAGGUUGAUAUUGUAUAUAUCGGUACUCCCCACGGGUUUCAUUAUCGCGAUUGCGUGGAGGCGAUCUCUGCAGGGAAGAAUGUCCUGUGCGAGAAAUCCUUCACCCUGAAUGCCAAACAAGCGAAGGAGAUAUUCAACGCCGCCCGCGAAAAGAAUGUAUACGUCGCAGAAGCAAUGUGGCUCCGACAUCGGCCGCUUUUCACCGAACUCCAGCGAUUGCUUCACGAAGAAAAGAUCAUUGGCGAUGUUUUCCGGGUGUUCUCGGAUUUUGCAUCUGGUGUUGAUGUUGCCUCACUUCCAUCGACAUCCAGAUACCGCGACCUUGACUUGGGAGCGGGGUCAUUGCUGGAUAUUGGAGUGUAUUCGCUUACUUGGGCGAGAAUGGCGCUGGGAGGGAGUGCGCCUGAGCAGGCAGAGAUGCCGCGCAUUAUGGCCGCACAAACCCACGAAGAAGGAGUUGAAGUGACCACCAGUGCACUUUUGCAGUAUCCCUCGACUGGAAAGCAGGGUAUCGUUACUUCAACAACCAAAGCUCUCGGUGCUCCUGGUGAAGUCUUUGCUGUUGUACACGGGACCGAUGGGUAUGUCGAGAUCGAAGGUAGGACGCCAUCCGCACCGGAAUCCUUUACUGUGUGGAAGAAGCAGGAAGGGAAUCCCGAUCGUGCGUUUUUCCCGAGGGAGAUGUGUCAAGGGAAGAAAUAUGAGUUUCCGACCCUGGGGCGUGGCUUUGUCCAUGAGGCUGAACGAACAGCACUCGAUAUCCUCGAAGGCCGGAAAGAGAGCAGGAUUAUGCCGUGGGCCGAAAUACUGUAUAUGAUGGAGAUCAUGGACGAGAUCCGACGACAGGGUAACACAGUCUAUCCUGGAGAGUGA
This is a messenger RNA of Penicillium egyptiacum, 1053 nucleotides long. The record is from the annotation of a GenBank genome assembly. Lineage: Eukaryota; Fungi; Ascomycota; Eurotiomycetes; Eurotiales; Aspergillaceae.